AUGGCUACCAACGACCCUACCAUUGAAAAAACCGCCAUUUUGGCCAAAUAUCUAGACCUAGAUCAACGCGGAUCUGUGAUCGCCGAGUACGUGUGGAUCGACGGCUCUGGAAACGUGCGGUCCAAGGGCCGCACGUUGUCCAAACCCGUCACCAGCGUGGACGAGCUUCCAGAGUGGAACUUUGACGGUUCGUCAACGGGCCAGGCGCCCGGCCACGACUCAGACGUGUACCUAAAACCCGUGGCGUUCUACCCAGAUCCUUUCCGUCGUGGUGACAACGUGUUGGUCCUAGCAGAGUGCUGGAACAACGACGGUACCCCAAACAAGUUCAACCACCGUCACGAGGCCGCCAAGCUUUUCGAAGCCCACCGUGCUGCUGACAUCUGGUUCGGUCUAGAACAGGAGUACACGCUCUUUGACGCCUCAGACAAGGUGUACGGCUGGCCCACUAACGGGUUCCCAGCACCCCAAGGUCCUUACUACUGCGGUGUUGGUGCCGGCAAAGUGUACGCCCGUGACGUGAUCGAAGCCCACUACCGUGCGUGUCUGUAUGCUGGCAUCAGAAUCGCCGGUAUCAACGCCGAGGUCAUGCCAUCGCAAUGGGAAUUCCAAGUCGGUCCUUGCACCGGUAUCGAAAUGGGUGACGAGCUAUGGAUGGCCCGUUACCUCAUGACCAGAGUCUCUGAAGAGUUUGGCGUCAAGAUCUCGCUCCACCCUAAGCCUUUGGCCGGCGACUGGAACGGUGCAGGCUGUCACACCAACGUCUCCACCAAGGAGAUGCGUGUUCCAGGUGGUAUGAAGUACAUCGAGGAAGCCAUCGAAAAGCUAAGCAAGAGACACGUCGAACACAUCAAGCUAUAUGGUGCCGAUAACGAUAUGCGUUUGACCGGUCGCCACGAAACCGCCUCCGUGACCAGCUUCACGUCUGGUGUUGCCAACCGUGGUGCCUCUGUUAGAAUCCCAAGAUCUGUUGCCAAGGAAGGCUACGGAUACUUCGAAGACAGAAGACCAGCUUCCAACAUCGACCCUUACUUGGUCACCGGUAUUAUCUGCGAAACUGUUUGCGGUGCUAUUGACAACGCUAACAUGACCAAGGAAUACGAGAGGGAAAGUGCUUGA
Lachancea sp. 'fantastica' is the source of this 1119-nucleotide messenger RNA. Lineage: Eukaryota; Fungi; Ascomycota; Saccharomycetes; Saccharomycetales; Saccharomycetaceae. The record is from the annotation of a GenBank genome assembly.